AUGCUUCCGAAACUAAAUGUUCCUACUCGUCUUAAUAAGAGCUAUCUGUUGGAGUAUAGAACGCAUAAGGCCACUCUGAGACCUGUUCAAAAGCCCCAGGAAUACGAAAGGCCAACUCCCAAUAACUAUCGUACAAUAUUAUGUAAGUUUUUCUUAAUGAACUCCUGCAAGCAUGGGGAUAAUUGCACAUAUUCCCAUGACACAAGCAAGUUUCCAUGUAAAGCAUUUCAUUUAAGAAAAAGCUGCAGUAGGAAGGAUUGUCCCUUUUCUCAUGCACCCCUGUCUGAUCAAGCAAUGGAAGAAAUCAUCAAUGAAAAGCAAGAGACUCCUACCUCCUUAUUCAAGUCUACUUUACUCUAG
Encephalitozoon romaleae SJ-2008 is the source of this 360-nucleotide messenger RNA. Its product is annotated as putative zinc finger domain-containing protein. The record is from RefSeq and is a predicted model, not a curated record. Gene Ontology annotation, cellular component: nucleus. Gene Ontology annotation, biological process: negative regulation of DNA-templated transcription. The coding region runs from base 1 to 360 and encodes 119 amino acids. Gene Ontology annotation, molecular function: RNA binding; metal ion binding. The transcript has a single exon. Lineage: Eukaryota; Fungi; Microsporidia; Unikaryonidae.